Echinostoma caproni is the source of this 222-nucleotide messenger RNA. NCBI's taxonomy places the organism in Eukaryota, Metazoa, Platyhelminthes, Trematoda, Plagiorchiida, Echinostomatidae. The record is from the annotation of a GenBank genome assembly.
AUGCAGCGGAGGAAGAUCCCUCCGAGAUCUCAGUGCCUUAUUGUUAUCAAUCUUCCGGAGGCCGAGGCCACCACUUCCCAGGCUCGCCUGGACCACGACCUGCAGCUGCUGGGGCUGCACAUGGUUACCUUGUUUGAUAGCGACGAGGUGGAACCAACGGCGUUGAUCAGAGUAAAAGUGGUAUUCUGGCUUGAGAAACCCCGCCAGGAUAAUUCUCCAUGA